Molecule: messenger RNA, 1074 nt
Organism: Cavenderia fasciculata
Lineage: Eukaryota; Evosea; Eumycetozoa; Acytosteliales; Cavenderiaceae
Exons: 1
Coding region: 1-1074 (357 amino acids)
Source: RefSeq, a predicted model, not a curated record
AUGACAAUUAAUCAUAUCAACUACUUCAACAACAAUAAUAAUAACAACAACAACAACAAUAACAAUAACGAUCAAGAUAGUUCAAUUCUUUUGAAUAGAAUUCAUCAACUUGAAAGUCAAUUGAGUGCCAUUCAAAUUAACAAUGAACAACAACAACAACAACAACAACUACCAACAAACUCGAUUGAGAAGAGAUCAUCGUUGGUCUCCAAGGAAGAAAGAACCAAGAUUAGAAACCAAAGAAAACAAUUAAAGUUGGACUCUAAGCAAUCUAGAAAGUUAAAGGGUCUUGGUCAAAAGGAGGAAAGGGUAUUGGCCAAAUUUGAAAGAAAGAAUGACCAAUUGAUCACCAAAUCAAUCUCUAAUCAAUGCAAGAGAUUAAACAAGCAAGAUAGAGUCAAGGUCAGAGGUCAAAGAAAACAAACUAAUUUGGAUACCAAGAAGUGUAGAAAAUUGAAUGGUCUUGGCCAAAAGGAGGAAAAGGUAUUGGCCAAGUUUGAAAGAAAGAAUAACAAACUUAUCGUAUCUACUAUUACCGAGCCAUCUGUAUCUGAACAAGAACUAGAACUAGAACAACCAGUCAUCAAGAGAGUUAAAUUGGAUCACAGAGACAACCAUGAAACUUUGGAGGUGAUUACUGAACAAGAAGAACCAAGUAUUGAAAAGAAGAAGGAGAAGAAGAAGGAUAGAUUGACCAAAGAGGAAAGAAUCAAGAUCAAAGAACAAAGAAAACAAGAAAAGUUGGAAACCAAACAAUCCAAACAAUUGGCACGUCUUGAACAAAAGGAAGAUAGAAAAUUGGCAAAGUUUGAAAGAAAGAAUAACAAUAGACUUUAUCCAGUAUCCGAUGAUGUUGUUGUUGUUGUUACCAAACCACCAGUCAGUCAAGAACAAAAGACACUCAAAUUGAAUCUAAACUAUUCAAGAUACGUUGAAAAGGUCAACAAGAAGAACAACACCAAGCAAACCGCCGAGUCAAUCAAUGCAUCCCCAAUCUUAUCAUUUGACGAUUGGAAGAAUUCCAGAAACACCAAUUGUUCAACCAAACCAACCACUCCACCAACUGAUGCCUAA